Alternaria alternata is the source of this 1607-nucleotide messenger RNA. Its product is annotated as branched-chain amino acid aminotransferase II. The record is from RefSeq and is a predicted model, not a curated record. The coding region runs from base 277 to 1398 and encodes 373 amino acids. Gene Ontology annotation, biological process: branched-chain amino acid metabolic process. Lineage: Eukaryota; Fungi; Ascomycota; Dothideomycetes; Pleosporales; Pleosporaceae. The transcript has 4 exons. Gene Ontology annotation, molecular function: branched-chain-amino-acid:2-oxoglutarate transaminase activity.
UGCAGGUACAUGUGUGCAAUCGAAGCUAGUUCGCAUUCGACAACGCCAUUAGCAUUCUCCGCGAUGGGAAAUCAAUAAAGUGCAGUUGGUGAGCUUUUGGUACGCUGCGACGGGUGCCGGGGGAUAUUACCGGUCUACGUCAUCCGAUAUCGCAGUAGGGCUGAGCUUGCUGGUCCUCCGAAAGCGUUCAAAACUUCAAAAUUGCCCAUUGACCAAUCUGCAUAUUGGCUCGCGCUUCAGCACACGACACCGUAACUCACUGCAAAUAACACAACCAUGUCAGACUUUCCUCCUUCACCCGUCGAUACCAUUGACUGGAGCAAUGUGGGCUUCAAGAUCCGAGAAGUCGCUGGCCAUGUUGAAUCACACUACUCUGUUGAGACCGGCAAAUGGACCCCCCCAGUCUUUGUCGAGGAUCCAUUCCUGCGCAUCCACGGCAUGGCACCCGGUCUGAAUUACGGGAUGCAGUGCUACGAGGGUAUGAAGGCCUUCCGAGCACCAAAUAACACCAUAAACAUCUUCAGGCCCAACAAGAAUGCCGAAAGGAUGCAACACUCGGCCUCUUUUAUUUCCAUCCCAGAGGUACCGACAGACCACUUCCUCGCCUGCUGCAGUAUGGCUGUAGGAAUGAACGCGGCAUACGUGCCACCUCAUGAGACCGGGGCGGCCAUGUACAUCCGACCACUGCUCUUCGGUAGCUCAGCGCAGCUUGGCCUGAACCCGCCACAGGAGUACACAUUCGUAGUCUACUGUAUUCCAACAGGUGUCUACCAUGGAUCAAACCCGGUAGAUGCCGUCAUCCUUGAGGACUUUGACCGCGCCGCGCCGGAGGGAACUGGAUCAGCAAAGGUCGGAGGCAACUACGCUCCAGUAUUGCGGCAUAGCGAGAAGGCGUACAAGGCAGGCUACGGCAUUACCCUGCACCUUGACAGCAAGACCAGAAGCGUCGUUGACGAGUUCUCAACGUCCGCAUUCAUUGGAGUGAAGAAGGAUGGCGACAAGGUCAAGCUUGUUGCAUCUAACAGCAAAAACGUCAUCCAGAGUGUGACUGGAGACAGCGUCCUCAGGAUUGCGGAAUCAUUUGGCUGGGAAGCCGAGUCCCGAGAGAUCGCGUAUGAAGAACUCAAGUCCUUCGACGAAGUCCUUGCUGCAGGAACCGCGGCGGCUCUUGUUCCCAUCAAAUCUAUCACUCUACCAUCGAAGGAUGACAAGUUCACGUAUGCAGAGGCACAGCAAGAACCAGGCCCAGUAUGCAAGAAGCUUCUUACGACACUGAAAGGUAUCCAGCAAGGAAAGAUUGAAGACAAGCAGAGCUGGCUUUUCAAGGUGGAGAGGCCUGAGCAGUUUGGAAAACAAGAACAGGCAAACGGGGCCAAGAUUGUCGGACAACUGCCUUGAGAGGAUGGGUCGAGUGCGCUUUCCGGUCUUCACGCAUGCAGAAAUGACUAUAGAUGACCAAGGCAAGGACAAACUUGUCAAGGUUGUAAACGCAGGCCUGUACAGAAAAGACUGAUGAAUAAUGCAAUGCAAAAAGAAAACACUGCUUCAACUAUAUGGCCGGAUUUGCUUUGUCCUAUACUUAGACUUGACUGUUACAACCCAGACAU